Molecule: messenger RNA, 1374 nt
Organism: Spirodela intermedia
Lineage: Eukaryota; Viridiplantae; Streptophyta; Magnoliopsida; Alismatales; Araceae
Source: the annotation of a GenBank genome assembly
AUGACGUGCCGGCUCUCAACCCGCCUGAUGAACAUCUGCGUCGCGUCCCUGUGCAGGGCCCGGCGCCUGGGCAUGGCGGAGCUGGUGGUGAUCGACGGGAUUCGGAUGGGAUGCAUCCCCGACGUGGUGACCUACAACACGCUGGUAUCUGCUUACUGCCGUCUCGUCGGCGUCGACGAGGCUUACUUGGUCGUUCACAGGAUGAGGGAGAUGGGACUGAAGCCGGACGUGGUCACCUACAAUUCCCUGAUAACCGGGGCGGCGAGGUGGCGCCGGCUGUCCUGUUCACUCGAUCUCUUCGAGGAGAUGCACCAGGCCGGUCUACAGCCAGAUUCGUGGACCUACAACAAUCUACUGCAUUGCUUGUUCAAGUCCGGCUACCCUGAUCUUGCUUUUAGGGUUCUGACUGCGAUGGAGUCUGCGAAUCUCGCGCCUUCCUCGACGACGUACAAUAUACUGAUCAAUGGCCUCUGCAAAUCCGGGAAUGCGGGCAGUGCUCUGGCGCUGUUCCGGUAUUUGCAAAGGGUGGGAAGCCCUAGAGGUCUUGUGACGUAUAAUACUCUUAUCGACGGGCUCUGCAAAUGUGGCAGGGUGGGUGAAGCUAGAACGCUCUUCAGAGAACUUGCAGGCUCUGGAUUCAUCCCUAAUGCAGUGACCUACACGACGAUGAUGAAGAGCUAUUUCAGGUCUGGCAGAUUUGAGGAGGGAUUGAGCAUGCUGGAUGAGAUUCGGAGGGAGGGCUCUCGAUUUGAUGCUUUCGCCUACUGUACAGUUAUCAGUGCACUGAUCAAGAUGGGCAAGAUGGAAGAAGCUUCCGAUUUCUUGGAGGAGAUGCAUGGACAAUGCGGCACACUGGACACAGUCUGCUACAACACUCACAUCAAUCUGUGCUUCAAGCAGGGAAAGGUAGAUGAUGCACUUGAUUUGCUGAACAAGGUGGAUGAGAUCGAUGACUACACAGUUUCUAUCUUGGUCGAUGGGCUGUGCAAGAAUAAUCGGCUCCCCGAUGCCUACCAUCUCCUGAAAUACAUGGCGACAAUGGGCUCUCAGUCUAACCUGGUGCCCUAUAAUUGCUUCAUCCAAGCUCUCUGCAAGCAGGGCAAGGUGGAGUCUGUAGAUUUUGCAAUGACCCUGUUCAAUAAGUUGGAGAUAAAGGAUUCUUUCACCUACACAUCAUUGCUGCGCGGCCUUUCCAAAAUGGGAAGGUUUCUUGAAGCAUUCACAGUAAUGGUGUCUGCCCUGAGGCAGGGUGUUUGUCUACCCCGCUCUGUCCGACGGGUAGUUCUUGCAGGGCUCCGUUCUUUGAGAUAUAAAGUGCACGCAAGGAAGCUCAGAUCGGAGAUUGUGAAGGCCAAAUUUCGUUUGCCUGACUGA